Gigantopelta aegis is the source of this 810-nucleotide messenger RNA. Its product is annotated as keratin-associated protein 10-8-like. Bases 1 to 810 code for a protein of 269 amino acids. The transcript has a single exon. The record is from RefSeq and is a predicted model, not a curated record. NCBI's taxonomy places the organism in Eukaryota, Metazoa, Mollusca, Gastropoda, Neomphalida, Peltospiridae.
AUGCAUUGUUUUGGUGCUGGUUUCAUUACAAAUUCACUUACUAACUCACUCACUUACUCAGUCUCUCACUCGGUCAGUCAUUCACUAACUCUCAAUUCAGUUCAGUCUCCUCAUCUCGUCUCUAGCCUCAGUCCAUCUCUUGUUCACCCAACCUCUUGCCUCAGUCCAUCUCUUGCUCACCCAACCUCUUGCCUCAGUCCAUCUCUUGCUCACCCAACCUCUUGCCUCAGUCCAUCUCUUGCUCACCCAACCUCUUGCCUUAAUUCAUCUCUUGCUCACCCAACCUCAUGCCUUAAUUCAUCUCUUGCUCACCCAACCUCUUGCCUCAGUCCAUCUCUUGUUCACCCAACCUCUUGUUCACCCAACCUCUUGCAUCAGUCCAUCUCUUGCUCACCCAACCUCUUGCCUCAGUCCAUCUCUUGCUCACCCAACCUCUUGCCUCAGUCCAUCUCUUGCUCACCCAACCUCUUGCCUCAGUCCAUCUCUUGUUCACCCAACCUCUUGCCUCAGUCCAUCUCUUGCUCACCCAACCUCUUGCCUCAGUCCAUCUCUUGUUCACCCAACCUCUUGCCUCAGUCCAUCUCUUGUUUACCCAACCUCUUGCCUCAGUCCAUCUCUUGUUCACCCAACCUCUUGCCUAAAUUCAUCUCUUGCUCACCCAACCUCUUGCCUCAGUCCAUCUCUUGCUCACCCAACCUCUUGCCUCAGCCCAUCCCUUGUCUCAGCCCAUCCCUUGUCUCACCCCAUCCCUUGUCUCACCCCAUCCCUUGUCUCACCCCAUCCCUUGUCUCACCCUCACCCCAUCCCUAG